UUCAGCUUUGUGCCACUAACAUUUGGCUUGGAAAAAGCAGCAGAGUGGGACCUCUGCCCCUCGCAGCAGCAGUCACACACUCACCACGCCUCCUUCAGUCAUGCUGCGCGGUCAGCUGCUGUUACUAAAUUGUAGAUUUACAGUUUGUAUGAAUUGGACUUUCUCGUUUUAAGUAGGCGAAUGUGAGGAUGCGAGAUAAUGUCUGCUGAAGCGUUAGCUAGCUAGAGGUUUCUGUAGAUCGUUUGUUUUGAACACCAUCAGCGGGCGACCUCUGCUCGUGUUACUCAACUGCUUGUGUAACACAUGCAUGUUGGCUGGUAACGUGUUUGCCACACCAAAGUCAAGUAACAAGGUAUAGUGCUUUCUUAGCUAUAUAUCACUAUAGCUAGUUAGUUAGUUGCCUAUUUAGUUAUUAGCAAGUUCACCGUUGAUGUUUUCCAAAGUGAGAAUAUGUUUGGUGUCGGGUUUGACCAGAUUGCCCAGUUGUGUAAAUUCAAGGAUGGCAAUAAAAGUGACACCUGCCCUCUGCAGACACCAGCAUCGGACCUUCAGCUCUGAGUCUGCAGAUGUCAAGGUCCUGUAUGAUGGGCUUUGUCCCAUAUGUGUGACGGAGAUCCGGUUCCUCCAGUUUCUGCAGAGAAACAAUCCUGGGAAAGUAGAUUUUAUCGAUAUUUCCAAGCCAGGAUAUGAUGGAGCGAAAUACAAGGACAUCAGUUACGAGAUGGCCAUGGAGGAAAUGCAUGUGAUUGAUGAGAAAGAUGAGGUUCACCGUGGGGUCCCAGCAUUUGCAGUCAUGUACAGUGCAGUGGGCCUUGGCUGGUUGGGUCGCUUCAUGAUAUGGCCACCUGUGAGACCAUUUAUGGACGAGUCUUAUGCCAUCUUUGCCAGGAACCGCUUAAAGUGGACCGGACGUGGGGAGGAGUGCACCACAGGACGCUGUGAAAAGAAAACACACUGACUCUUGACCACAGAAAAAAUAUAGAAUGUUUAACAAGUUAUUUGAUUGUGAAGAUGACCUGGAUAAAUACCACAUGGUUUGUCCUGUUUAACCAUUGGUUUAUUAUGAACCUCUCUGGAAAAGUUUCAAGACUGUUCUUAGCUGAAGGGAAAUAUUGUCUGCUUGAUUAAACGUGUAUGUUGUGAAGUCAUCAUUUGAUGCACAAUUUUACUUACUUACUUACUAAGACUGUAUGAUUAAACAUACUCCAGUUAGUUCAGUUAAAGUGAUGAAAACAUCUACUAAAAGUUAUCAAAAAAUGAUGACAGUAAUAGAGAUGUUGAUAUUGCAAGAUAAAAUCAAAAACAAGGUCCUCCAAUCUACUGGAAAUGCCCUGAAUAUUAAAAAUUGAUGCAUAAUGUUAAGCGUCACAUUAGCAUCCAACUAGGGUACAUAGGUUAUUUUAAGAAACUGCUCACUCUGGCUAACAACAGUUUCUCAGGAAUUUUGUGUUCAAUAAUUCAUGCUUGUAUUCUCAUCAUGUAGAACUCUGAGCUUUGUAACUCAGUCUGAUUCUGUUUCUUCUAACAACACACACUGGUAAGAUGACAGAUGAGUAGACAAAAGAAACUUGGAUACCAAAAAUAACAUUAAGUCUAACCAUAAGAGCCUUACUGCAAAACGACAAAGAGAGUGAUGGUGUACUGUAUAUAAGACUGUCAUACUAUGAUCAAUAUAUAAUACAGAGAAUAUCGCUGAAGCAAAAUGCAGUCAAGUUCCUGUCGAAAACACGUCUCAGAUUGAGGUUCAUUCAAAAGCAGAUAGAGACCCAAACUGUCGCUGCCACUAGAUGUCAUUGUAAGUCUCUAAAAUAAUAUCAGCUGUGAGAGUGAAAUGGUUCCUUAGGAAUUGUGUUGUAUGGCAGUCAUGAUUAUUGACCAGAUCAUGAUUGACCUCAUUCAUUCUUUACAGUUUCUUCUUUAGAAGGCUAACCGAUAAAUAAUAAUAACUUUAUUUUAUUAGAUAUAAACAGAAAUGAUGAGUUCAGUAGAUUCUUUCUGAUAGAACUGGGUGAAAUCAAUAUUUAGUGUGUCUGACAAUAAAACUCAGUGAUAUUUUUCAUUUGAAUUACUCUUUGUAAUUUCUGUGUGCGGGGCGGACAGAAACAGACACACAAAAAGUUUUUAAUCUUACAGGAGUAUCAAUAAAAUACUUAUUGGGAAUCUAUAUACAAGUACAAGGGAAGACAGCAAAGGUUAGGGAAUAAAGUGGUAACAACUGUGUUUAAGAGUGAUGUUAAAAUAAAUUACACUUAAGUAUUUUUUAUUUCAAGGUACCUAUUUAAUAAUUACAGGGUAUGGUUAUGUUUUUACUGGGGUAACAGUGUUGGUAUAUAAGUGAAAUUAUUUCUAUUAUAAUUUAUUUAUAUAGUUAUUUUAAAUAAUUACAUAGCUAUAACUAAAAUGAGAUAGUUUUAUAGGUUAUGUAAAAUGAAAUAAACUGUUUUAUUGUUCACCUGCUUUUCAUUGUAAUGGCAGUAUAGUUACAGAGUAUGUGGAUUGUAAAAUGAAGUAGUCCCUUGCCAUAUUUACAAUAUUAUUACACAGUAGUUACAGGGCAUAUUAAAGUUUAUUAUCAAGGUUCUUGUUUUUUUUUUUAAACUAAGUUUAAGUGCUUUUUCAUGACAUAGCUGGACAUACUGUAUAUGCUAGGUCUGCUGGUACCCUGUUUGUACCUUGUAAUUACUCAGUAUAUACUGGGUAAUUUAAAAAGUACUUACGGUGUAAUUUAGUUCUAGGUCCCCCCCAAAGGCAAAUUUGUUCUUGUUCUUCUUCUCGUACUUCUUCACUUGUAUGUAUAUGUACAGUAUUUCCGUGGUACCCCAUAUGUACAAAAUAUUUACACUGUAAAUUGUGGGCUGUAAUCUAAAGCAUAACCACAUUUUAUUAUAUCUGCUAACUAUUACAGACUUGUAAGUGUGUUGUAUCACAUGUUGUGGCCUGAGCACAGUUUCUAAGAAUUACAGAGCUGGUGACCAGUUUCACAGCCCGGUCUGUUUUUGUAGGGAGGUGUGUGUUGUGUUGUGCAGCGACGUAAGAAGCAGCUAACAUCAGCUAACUGAGACCCUUAAGAUAUCUCCCCCUCCCUAAUUUUAGAUGUCCAGUCACGCAGUCAACACAUGGGACAACACAUGACUUUUAGCCUGUGUGGUCUUACAAAGCAGUGGUCAUGCUUGCCCACCCCCCAGCCCAGCGCAACCAAUGAGAUUAAAGUACUGUGAGAGAAGGGUUGAAUUAAGUAUCAAAACACAGUAGAAAUAGUGCUUCUGACAGUUUGUCAAAAGUGGUGUAGUGAAUUUCAAAGAACAGAAAAUUGGUUGAAGAGGAAUUGUGAAGACAGAAAAACUAGGUGUUUCAGACAUGCAGCUGAGAUAUCGAUAUACCAGAUGUACCUGAUGCAUGGACACUUUUGUUCCUAUCUGAAGUUUGUCCUUAGUGUUUUGCAAGAUUCCUGUUGAAAAUGCUGCUACGGCCUAAAUCAAUACAAGCUCAAGAGUGAUUUUUGGACUUGACUGCUGCUCACAACAUCACGUCAAAUAUGGGUCGCUACCUCAGCACCAACUCGUGUUCAAGUUCUGUGAACAAGACUUUGAGGUCAUACUGCAAAAUUAGGUACCUAAUGAGCCUUCUCAGAAAGUACCCUCGUCUAGCUAAAGCACCACUCCGCCUGGACCUCCACCGAUAUUCACUGCUGUCACCUCCUCAUCCUUCUCGAUUUACCAGAAAAGCUACUUUUAAUAUUUUAAGCCACAGUGAUACAGGCUCUAGCUCUUACCACUGCUUCAGAGAUUUUACCAAAGAAGUGAAACACCUCCAGGUUGUCCGUUUUUACUCAUCCUCCAAUAGGAAUACAUUCAAAGCUGAAGCUCCGAUUGGGAUCUUUGAGGAGGCUCAGAACAGUUUUAAUUUGAGUUCACUGGGAGGACGCCUUGGUCAUUCAUUUAAUCGACUGUCCAGACACAUUAACAUUUAUUUCAAGAGAAAGGACAUUGUACCUCUAACUGAAAAUGCCGGACUUGUUGUCACAACUCCAGAAUAUCUUGGAAGGUCACAGAGGCGUAGUCAAAGUCAACGGGCUAGAGAGCGAAAUAUAUCAGAGGGCAAAGAUACAACGCAGACCUUGAAAUGCAAAGACAAACAGCAGAGUUCAGGAACAAGUCCUUUAACACAAGGAAAUUCUGGACUGCAACUAUUUCACAUCAGUUCUUUGGCAACAACAUUUGGUGAGAGUUACAAUUACGUUGCCAAUCACAUUAAUUCAGUCUUCUCUAGCGGUUUCAUGAAAGUUCAAAUGCAGGAGAAUUUGGAAACCAUGUCUUCCACCAAAGGGACAAACAGGAGGCAGAAGAGGAGAAAAAUGCAAAACACUUGCAUUAUAAACUCGCAAGAAGCUGAAAUAGCUCGAGUAAAAUCGGGUGCUGAUACGGUAACAGUGGAACCUGACAAUAUCUCUAGCAGCUGGGAUGAGGGCUACCUUCACUUUGCAAGACACAUCAAUAAAUACUUUGGUGCCAAAGAUACAAAUGAAGUUGACCAAGAUCAGAAUAGGAGAGAACAACUUCCUGUGGAAAAGAAUAGCACUUACAAAAAACACUUUUCAACACAGUCUACCUCACUAACUCAAGGUGCCAAGUCACAGCUGAAGCAAGAAGAACUUAUUACCUCUCAAACAGGAGGCCUUUUCCACAGCAGCCAUAAUACCACUAACUUUGGGGAGAACUAUUUCCAAAUGUCUGCUCACAUCAAUCAGUAUUUCAAGGGUCAAAGUGGAUUUAAUGAAGACAUUGAUAGAAAUACCCUAAUGGAGAUGGACCCUGGAUCUUCUACCUCUAAGAGACUGAAGACUGUAUCCCUUAUGGACUGCCUUCGCCACCCCACAAGUGCCAUCCCUGACUUGCUGGGUGCUUAUCUAAAACUGGGCCCCUUGACCCAGACUGGUAAGACCAAACCUGCCAUGACUUCACCAGAGGCAAUAUUGAAUAAAAAGCUUGUCUUGAGUCCGAGGAAGGCAGAGGAAAUGACACGAGGGUUGAUCAGCAGUCUGGCACAGGCUUCAUCUCCUGAAGCUCUGACUGCAUGCGUGGAGGCACUCAAUGAACAUCUUAUCCGUUACCCAUCAUGCAAGGCUUUAAUGUGGCAGGAGAAAACUGCAGUCAUAUUGUUGAGACAGCGACGAACCUACAGAGAUAACCAGGUGCUUCAGAGCACCUUAAGAGAAACCUUGGCUCUAAUUGGCUACAUGGAUCCAGUGAAAGGUCGUGGCAUCAGAGUGCUUUCAAUUGAUGGUGGUGGCACAAGAGGUGUUGUGCCUUUGCAGGUGUUAAAGCUACUGGAAGCUGAGACAGGCAAGAAGAUCUACCAGCUGUUUGACUACAUCUGCGGAGUGAGCACAGGUGCCGUUCUAGCCUUCAUGCUGGGUCUGGUCCAUUUUUCUCUAGAGGAGUGUGCUGACAUGUAUCGUCGUUUUGGCUCUGAAGUGUUUCGGCAGAACCCGCUGGUUGGCACCAUGAAGAUGGGCUGGAGUCACUCUUACUAUAACACUGAGACCUGGGAGACAAUACUACGAGAAAAGCUGGGAAAUAGAGUACUUGUUAAAACGGCCAGAGAUGGGUUGAGUCCCAAGGUUUCAGCAGUCAGCGCAGUGGUAAACUGGGGUACCAGUCCAAAGGCCUUCGUCUUCCGCAACUACAACCACAAACCAGGCUCUCUCAGCCGCUACGCAGGAGGCUCAGGCUGCCAGAUGUGGCAGGCAGUGCGAGCAUCAUCAGCUGCCCCAGGAUACUUCCAGGAGUUUACCUUACAAAGUGACAUCCACCAGGAUGGGGGAAUUAUCAUGAACAAUCCCUGUGCCUUGGCUGUCCAUGAGAGCCGUCUAUUGUGGCCCAACCAGCCCUUCCAGUGUGUGCUGUCCCUUGGCACCGGUCGCUAUGAUAACGCUAAGAGGGGACCUGCCACCUCCACCAGCCUCAGGGCCAAAAUCAGCAACCUGAUCAGCAGUGCAACUGACACUGAAGGGGUCCACACCCUUUUGGAUGAUCUGCUGGCUCCAGACGUGUACUUCCGUUUCAACCCCAUGUUGAGUGCUGUGGUGUCCCUGGACGAGAGCCGGCCUUGGGCCCUGGACCAGCUGCAGAGAGACACCCAGAACUAUCUGGAGAGAAACCGGCCCAAACUGGCCAGGCUCUGUUUGGUGCUUGGGGCAGAGCGCUCAGCUGUUAGCAGAACUAAGGACUGGAUGAGUGAGAGGGCCUGGGAGAUGAAGCAGAGAUGGGUGUGAGUAGGUACAAUAUAAGGCAUAUCUACACAUAGAUGUAUACCCAGUGCAGAUGCACAGAUAUACAGGCUGUGGACAAAAUAACAGAAACACCUUAAAGUGCAACAACCUUGAUGUAAAAAACGCUUUGGUAAAAUGUGUAAUUUGUUUGUUGUUGAGACCUUAAAGGUAUCACUUCAACUUAGUGGUCAUUUUUAGCCAUGCUAGCGGCGUGGAGCUAUGGAUGGCAAUGUCAGCUUGUCAGUUGGUCCACCACUUUGGUCCAGAAUGAUUUAUCCAUGAAAUUUUGUACAAACAUUCAUGGUCCCCAGAGGAUGAAGCUCAUUGAAUGUGAUGAUCCACUGACUUUUCCUGUAGCACCACCAUGAGGUUGACAUUUGUGAUUUUGAGUGAAAUGUCACAUCAACUAUGGAUGGAGUACCCUGAAACUUGGUGUAGACAUUCAUACCCCUCUCAGGAUGAAUUGUAAUAACUUUGGUGAUCCCUUAACUUUUAAUCCAAUGCCACCAUCACGUCACAAUUUUAAUUUGUCCAAUACUUUGGUUUAUGACCAAAUACCUCACAUUCCCAUCAGCCUUUGUUUUAUUUCGUGUUUUAUGCUAAUUAGCAAAUGUUAUUAUUUACACUAAACUAAGAUGGUGAACAUGGUAAACAUUAUACCUGCUAAACAUAAGCAUGUUGGCAUUGUUAGUGUGAGCAGGUUAGCAUACUCUUCUUUGCAAUUAGCUCAAAGCAUUGCUGUGUCUAAGUACAGUCUUACAGAGCCACUAGUGCGACUAUAGACUUUUACGGCAUGUCUACACAGGAGGCAUUUAAUACACGCACGUAUUUUUACACCUCAAGUCCAUUUUCUUCUGUUUUACACCCGUAACUACAAUAAUUGUGUGUUGGGCUCUCAGUGCUGCUUUCGUUCAGGCUGUAAUUGCAAUAGCAAAGAGAACCACAGUUUUCUGUCUUUGGCAUCGUGAAACUUGCCCCCUUGCCAAAAUAUGUGAUUUGUAGUGUUUGCUGCUAAACUCACAAUUACAAAGCCAGCUACGUAGGUGAGUUGUAUUAAGUUAUGUACUGAUCAGCAGAAUUCAUCAGCUUUAGAGGAGGUUGAACAAUCACCAUUUUUAGAAGUGAUUUUUCAAGUCAAUAUAAGACUACAUCCAGGGAAAAAAGAAUUCAAAUAGUUUCUGCUGAGCUUCAUCAAAUUCGUCAAGGCUACUGCAUCACAAGGUGUUUCUGCUGUUUUGUCCACUUCCUGUUAUACAUGUACUGUAUGCCAGAUCAAUCUGAUGUUGUCAACAUGCCUCACUUACAUAUAGCAUUUGAUUUUGACAUUCAUGAAAUAAGCACUUUAUUAAAAAAAGCUUUGUGUAAUGUGCACGUGACAUAAUUCACAAUCCAAUUAUUAUCCAAUUAUUACUGUCUUUCAAAAUGUUGCACUUCUCAGCGUUGUUGACUGUAAUAUAAGCUCUAAAUCAUACUUUCAGGUGGCAUUACAGCUAAUGUAGUAUAUUAUUGUGCUAUGGGCAUUUGAGGAUUUGUUUUCAAUAAAUUCAUAUUUAUGAAGA
Molecule: messenger RNA, 7830 nt
Organism: Siniperca chuatsi (mandarin fish)
Lineage: Eukaryota; Metazoa; Chordata; Actinopteri; Centrarchiformes; Sinipercidae
Product: calcium-independent phospholipase A2-gamma-like
Exons: 12
Coding region: 3536-6274 (912 amino acids)
Biological process (GO): arachidonate metabolic process
Cellular component (GO): membrane
Source: RefSeq, a predicted model, not a curated record